Messenger RNA from Phoenix dactylifera (date palm), 1221 nucleotides. RefSeq names its product S-adenosyl-L-methionine-dependent methyltransferases superfamily protein. The record is from RefSeq and is a predicted model, not a curated record. Lineage: Eukaryota; Viridiplantae; Streptophyta; Magnoliopsida; Arecales; Arecaceae. Gene Ontology annotation, molecular function: S-adenosylmethionine-dependent methyltransferase activity.
AUGUGUGGGGAUGGUUCCUUCCCCGUCUCCCUCAUCUUUAUUUAUACGAGUGGGGAGAAUAGAAGAAUUAAAAGAAAAAAAGAGGGGGCGAGAGAGAGAGAGAGAGAGAGAGAGAGAGAGAGGAAAUGGCAGAGCUAUUCCGGAAACAGGCGAAGAAUUAUGCGGAGGCACGCCCGGGUUAUCCCGCGGAGCUAUUCCAGUUCAUUGCGUCCAAGACUCCCAACCACGAUCUCGCAUGGGAUGUCGGCACCGGAAGCGGACAGGCUGCCGUAUCCCUAGCCAAGAUCUACAAGAGCGUGGUGGGCUCGGACACGAGCAGAGAACAACUAGCCUUCGCGCCCGAGCUCCCCAACGUCCGGUACGUACAAACUCCCGCCACCAUCUCCCUCCCUGAUCUCCAACGUGACGUGGCGGCACCAUCCACCGUCGAUCUCAUCACCGUGGCCCAGGCCGUCCACUGGUUCCACCUCCCCACCUUCUACGCCCAGGCCCGCCACCUCCUCCGCGGGCCCCACGGCGUCCUCGCCGCGUGGUGCUACACCGUGCCCCGGGUGGACCCGCCGGUGGACUCCGUGUUCUCGCGCCUGUACACCGAGUCCGGCCCCUUCUGGGCCCCGCAGCGCCGGACGGUGGAUGACGAGCUCCGGAGCAUCGAUUUCCCGUUCGAUCCGGUGGAGGGGGAGGCGCACACCGGGCCGUUUGAGUUCAUGGAGGAGAGGGAGAUGGAUUUGGAGACGUAUCUGACGUACAUCAGGUCGUGGUCGGCGUAUCAGACGGCCAGGGAGAAGGCGGUGGAGCUGUUGAGUGAUGGGGUGGUGACUGAUUUGGAGAGGGCUUGGGGUGGAGAUGGGAAGGUUGUUAAGCUCGUCCGGUAUCCUAUUUUUCUUAGGAUUGGAAAGGUGAGAACUUAUUAGUAUCUCCUUCACCAAUAAUUCAGCUGUUUUCUUUUCUUCUUUUUUUUUUGGUGGUUGUUUGCACCAGAGACUUCAAGCAAUACAAUUGCUGGAUUUAUUGUAUACUGAUGCUAGUGGGAAUGCCCAUUUCAUCUAAAGGAGGGCAAUGGCUAGGUGCAGCCGCAUGUGUUAGUUUCCUCAGGGGUCUGUGUCGAAUGGAGAUAAAACUUGUAGGGAAUUAAGAGGAAAUGGAUGUGUCGUAUGGAGCAUGUUUAUGAAAUUAACCUGCAAGCUUGGUUUAUAUAUAAGAUUAUAUAGCCGUUGUUCA